Rotaria sp. Silwood2 is the source of this 1251-nucleotide messenger RNA. Lineage: Eukaryota; Metazoa; Rotifera; Eurotatoria; Philodinida; Philodinidae. The record is from the annotation of a GenBank genome assembly.
AUGUCUGCCAGUCCAGCACUUGCCAAUCUCGUCUCGGGAACAGACAGCGAUGACCUUACUGAUUCUAUAACUGACUUUAUUGAAAAAAAUGGUGCUGAGGGCCUAAAAAAUUUUACUCAAGAACGACUUGAUCGAUGGAAACAAUGCUCCCUGAAUGUUGCUGUAACAGGAAACAGUGGCGUUGGUAAAUCCACACUUAUUAACACUAUGCACUCUCUUCGGCCAUAUGAUCCUGGUGCAGCCGCUGUCAAUGUUGUUGAAUGUACAUCAUUACCAACAGCCUAUCCACAUCCAGAAAAUGAAAAUUUGAAAUUUUGGGAUUUACCAGGUUUCGAUAGUGACAGCGUCGGCACAAAGAAAUGCCCAAAGCAAGCCUAUAUAACUGCGAUGAAUUUCAAUCAAUAUGAUUUUUUUCUCAUUGUUUGUCGAACACGUUUCACUGAAAAUGACACAUGGCUUGCCAAAGAAAUUAACAAGAUUAAUAAGGGUUUUUUCUUUAUACGUACACAAAUCGAUGCUGAUAUUGACAAUACUCAAGAUGAACAAGAAGAAUUAUUCGAUGAAGAAAAUCUUUUAGCAAAUAUUAGAAAUGAUUGUUUAGCACAUCUAGAAAGUAAUAAUAAGAAUUUCUCGUCUGCAUUGUAUUUAAUCAGUGGUAAGUUAAAUAACAAUCAGCGAUGGGAUUAUCCUCGGUUAAUGGCUGAUUUAUUGACUCAUUUUCCUGACUUGAAACGACAUGCUUUCAUUCUUGCUAUGAAUCCCGUUUGUAAAGAUGUUGUUCGAGCUAAGACAGUUCAUCUAAGAAAGCGUAUAUGGCUCGUAGCAGUAGCAUCUGCUGCUGUAGCUGUCAUACCAGUUCCAUUCGUAUCAAUUGGCUUUGAUUUAACAGCAUGCAUACAAGAAACAAAAUUCUAUCGACAACAAUUAGGCCUUACCGAAGAUGCGAUACGCACGCUGAGUGAACGUCAUGGAAUACCAUACGAGCGAUUUACAAUCACAAUCGACGAGAGAAUUCCCAUUCAAGCAGUCGCUAGUGUAGGACAAUUUGUUUUAUCUGUUGCAAGAUCAGUUGCUACAUCGAUGAUAAAGCAAGAAAGUGCACGAUAUAUACCACUGAUUGGAUCCGCUAUUGCAAGUGCAGCCUCCUUUGGUACUACGCUCUAUAUAUUAAAUACUAUCUUGAAUGACAUGGAACAGGCUGCAUUACAAGUUCAAGAGAUUAUUGUACAAUCGAGCGCUAACUUUAAUUGA